AGUUCAAUGAAAAAAGUAACGCCUGCACACUUACUGCAAUCUACAGAAUAUAAUCAGUUAGGACGAUGUUUCAGUCCUACUCUGAUCUUCGUCAAGUCAAAAUGUUUGUAAAAAUGGAAAACAAACCCAUAUUUAUACGUAAUGCACACCAAUAAACUGAUAAGCUCUAUAAUUACAGUUGUGGUUAAUCAUCCAACGCGUCCAGGGUGACAAACAUCUUAAAGCAUUUAACAAUUCAAGAGUAUCAAAAAGAGCAAGAAGGUUGUACCUCAAAAACAAUAUUAUAACAUCAGAAAUAUCACAAAUAUCAAAACAUAUAUCUCAUAUAUUAAAUGUUACAUCAGAUUGAUCAUCACAUAUGUUUAUCAAAAAUAUACCGUAAUAAGCUAGAGGAAAGGGAACCUUAAAUACUUGUACAAAAAAGGGGUCUUAACACCAUUUUAUGAAAUUUUAAUUAGAUCAAGUAACACUAAGAAACGUGUCAGGAUUUAGGAAUAUAAAACCAUCAAGAAGCAACUAAAAUAUUUUUCAUACUUCAGAGAAAAUGUUUAAUUUCAUACCUCUGCAGAUGUUACUUUUUUGAUUGAUUCUGUUUUCUAAUAUCCUCCCACCUGUGUGAUGUGUGUAUAACUACUUUCAUUAAAAGUGAAGUUCGACAUUUUGGGAAAUACACUUGUUCAGAUCGAAGCCUCGUUAAUGUGCCUGCAUUAAUAUUCCUAUUAUUUUAUUCUCUGUAAAUGAUUUCAACAAGAGAACAAAUUCUCAGAUUUGGUUCCUUUGGACAAAAUCUUAAAUAAAAUGGGCAUUUGUGGGGUAAACUGGAUAAAUUUGAGGGUCUUGGACACUUUUCCCAUUCACUUCCUUGCCAAGAGUUAGAUAAGAAGAUCGAUACCUCUCUCAUGUCUGUACGGAGGUGGAGGAGACGGCCGCCGCCCGCUCUGGCCUGCUACACUGUCUGUUUUCUAUUUUCUCCUCGCUGUGUUUCUGCAGCUGCUGCCCGUCACUCACUCUGUCAGUCGUUUGGCAGAAGGUCGGUGGGUAAAAGGACUCAGGACGUUUCUCACCAACAUUCAGCCAUGAAGCUCCAGCAGCGUGCAGCACUGGGCAUCGUGUUCCUGCUCACACUGCUCUCAUCUGAGUGCUGGGGCAGGAACGAGGAGGAGCGUCUGAUCAACUACCUGUUCAAAGAACGUGGAUACAACAAAGAGCUGCGUCCCGUCGAGAGGCAGCAGGACGCCGUCGACGUUUUCCUCGCCCUCACGCUCUCCAACCUCAUCUCUCUGAAAGAAGUGGACGAGACGCUGCUGACGAACGUAUGGAUAGAGCAUACGUGGAUCGACUACCGGCUGACGUGGAAUAUAACGGAGUUUGACGGCAUCGAUAUGCUUCGCCUCCCGCCUUACAUGGUUUGGCUCCCGGAGAUUGUGCUGGAAAACAAUAAUGAUGCCCAGUUCCAGGUGGCUUACUACAGUAACGUGCUGGUGGACUCAACAGGUCUCUGUUACUGGCUGCCUCCCGCCAUCUUCCGCUCCUCCUGCUCCAUCAACGUCAACUACUUCCCCUUCGACUGGCAGAACUGCACGCUCAAGUUCACCUCUCUGACUUACAAUGCCAAAGAGAUCAAGAUGCUCCUGAAAGAAGAAGAGGAUGAAACCAGCAAAUGGACGGUUGAGUGGAUCGUCAUUGACCCUGCCGGUUGGACGGAGAACGGCGAGUGGGAGGUCAUCCACCGGCCGGCCAAGAAGAACACCUACAAGCACAUUCCCAUGGAGAGCAACAAGCACCAGGACAUCACCUUCUACCUCAUCAUCAAACGCAAACCUCUCUUCUACAUCGUCAACAUCAUCAUCCCCUGUGUGCUCAUCUCCUUCCUGGCCUCGCUCGUCUACUACCUGCCCGCUGACAGCGGUGAGAAGAUGACGUUGUCCAUCUCGGUGCUGCUGGCUCAGUCUGUCUUCCUGCUGCUGAUCUCUCAAAGGCUGCCGGAGACGUCCAUGUCGGUUCCUCUUAUUGUCAAGUACCUGAUGUUCAUCAUGGUGCUGGUCACGGUGGUGGUGUUGAACUGCGUGGUCGUCCUCAACCUGCACUUCAGGACACCGAGCACACACGUCAUGUCUCAGUGGACCAAGAGGUUCUUCCUUGAGCGGCUGCCUCGCAUCCUGCAUAUGUCCCACCCUACAGAGGCGGAGCCAUACUGGGAUGGGGCGUUGCCGCGGCGAUCCAGCUCGGUGGGCUACAUCGCCUCGGCGGAGGAAUACUACAGCGUGAAGUCUCGCAGCGAUCUGAUGUUUGAAAAGCAGUCGGAGAGACACGGACUGGUGGCACGACCCACACAAGCUGCCAUGAAAAAGCUGCAGGAGGAAGGAGGCGUGACGGAGCAGCUGUACGGAGAGAUCAAGCCGGCUGUGGACGGAGCGAACUACAUCAUCAAACACAUGCGCAACAAGAACGACUACAACGAGGAGAAAGAUAACUGGAGCGGCGUCGCUCGUACGGUGGACCGUCUCUGUCUCUUCCUCGUAACCCCGGUGAUGACCUUCGGCACCAUCAUCAUCUUCCUGACGGGAAUCUGUAACCAUCCUCCACCUCUGCCCUUCGCAGGAGACCCACACAACUACAGAGAGGAGAACCCACGCCUGCUGUGACACACACACACACACACACACACACUGAGCAACAGAAAGUCACAUGACUCUAAUGUUCAAAUCCAAAAGUUUGCUGCUUUUUAAUUAUUCAUGUUUGAAGACUUUUCCAGGUACAUAAACAGUAUAUCUGUGUGGUUUAUUUUCUUAAAUUUGAAGUGAACGACUGAAUCAGUAUAUUACAAUUGAAAUAUUGAUUCAUUUGUGUGGUUUGAAUAAACAUUUAUACUCAAACAUCA
This is a messenger RNA of Thunnus maccoyii (southern bluefin tuna), 2881 nucleotides long. RefSeq names its product cholinergic receptor, nicotinic, delta (muscle) (gene chrnd). The coding region runs from base 900 to 2645 and encodes 581 amino acids. The transcript has 13 exons. Gene Ontology annotation, molecular function: transmembrane signaling receptor activity; acetylcholine-gated monoatomic cation-selective channel activity. Gene Ontology annotation, cellular component: synapse; postsynaptic membrane; neuron projection. Gene Ontology annotation, biological process: chemical synaptic transmission; regulation of membrane potential; signal transduction. The record is from RefSeq and is a predicted model, not a curated record. Lineage: Eukaryota; Metazoa; Chordata; Actinopteri; Scombriformes; Scombridae.